Messenger RNA from Echinops telfairi (small Madagascar hedgehog), 3823 nucleotides. RefSeq names its product WW and C2 domain containing 1 (gene WWC1). The transcript has 23 exons. Gene Ontology annotation, cellular component: cytoplasm. Lineage: Eukaryota; Metazoa; Chordata; Mammalia; Afrosoricida; Tenrecidae. Gene Ontology annotation, biological process: regulation of hippo signaling; negative regulation of organ growth; cell migration. Gene Ontology annotation, molecular function: kinase binding; molecular adaptor activity. Bases 38 to 3160 code for a protein of 1040 amino acids. The record is from RefSeq and is a predicted model, not a curated record.
GGAGCUGCAUGGGGGAGCGCGGGCCGCGCUCGGGAAGAUGCCCCGACCGGAGCUGCCCCUGCCGGAGGGCUGGGAGGAGGCGCGCGACUUCGACGGCAAGGUGUACUACAUAGACCACACGAGCCGCACCACCAGCUGGAUCGACCCGCGGGACAGGUAUACCAAACCGCUCACCUUUGCCGACUGCAUCAGCGACGAGCUGCCGCUGGGAUGGGAAGAAGCCUAUGACCCACAGGUUGGGGACUACUUCAUUGACCACAACACCAUGGUCUCUGGUUCGUCUUCCAGUUCUAAGUAUGACCCUGAGAUCCUGAAAGCUGAAAUUGCCACUGCAAAAUCUCGGGUCAACAAGCUGAAGAGAGAGAUGGUUCACCUGCAGCAGGAGCUACAGUUCAAGGAGCGUGGCUUCCAGACCUUGCAGAAAAUCGACAAGAAAAUGUCCAGCGCUCAGGGCAGCUUCAGACUGGAUGAAGCUCAGGCCGUCUUGAGAGAAACAAAAGCCAUCAAAAAGGCCAUCACCUGUGGAGAGAAAGAGAAGCAAGAUCUCAUUAAGAGCCUCGCCAUGCUGAAGGACGGCUUCCACACUGACAGAGGAUCCCACUCGGACCUGUGGUCCAGUAGCAGCUCUCUGGAAAGUUCUGGCUUCCCACUGCAGAAGCAGUACCUGGACGUGAGCUCACAGACGGACAUCUCGGGGAAUUUUGGCACCAGCAGCAACAAUCAGUUGGCAGAGAAGGUCAGAUUGCGCCUUCGAUAUGAAGAAGCUAAGAGAAGGAUCUCCAACCUGAAGAUCCAGUUGGCCAAGCUUGACAGUGAGGCCUGGCCUGGAGUGCUGGACUCGGAGAGGGACCGCCUGAUCCUCAUCAAUGAGAAGGAGGAGCUGCUGAAGGAGAUGCGCUUUAUCAGCCCCCGGAAGUGGACCCAGGGGGAGGUAGAGCAGUUGGAGAUGGCCCGGAAGAGACUGGAGAAAGACCUGCAGGCAGCACGGGACACCCAGAGCAAGGCACUGACAGAGAGAUUAAGACUGAAAAUGAAAUAUGGAAAGCUAGUUAUAAAAAUGGAAUAUUCUCAGGGGUGUGUCUUGAGGGCCGCUUCUCCCACCUGCAGCCUCUCCAGCAGCAUGCAGUCCCUGUCCUCGGGCAGCAGCCCUGGCUCCCUCGCGUCCAGCCGCGGCUCCCUGGCCGCCUCCAGCCUGGACUCCUCAGCCUCAGCCAGCUUCACCGACCUCUACUACGACCCCUUCGAGCCGCUGGACUCGGAGCUGCAGAACAAGGUGGAGCUCCUCCUGGAGGGCACCACGGGCUUCCGGCCCUCCGGUUGCAUCACCACCAUCCACGAGGACGAAGUGGCCAAGACCCAGAAGGUGGAGGCGUGUGGCCGCCUGCAGGCCCUGCGCUCCCUGUCUGGCACCCCCAAGUCCAUGACCUCCCUGUCCCCCCGCUCCUCCCUGUCCUCCCCUUCCCCACCCUGCUCCCCUCUCAUCGCUGACACCCUCCUGGCUGGAGACGCCUUCCUGAGCUCGCUGGAGUUUGAAGACCCCGAGUUGAGUGCCACCCUUUGUGAACUGAGCCUUGGCAGUGGCACCGGGGAGAGAUACCGGCUGGAGGAGCCGGGAACCGACAGCAAACAGCUGGGCCAAGCUGUGACUACCACUCCAGGGUGUGGCCUCAGAGUGGCCGGUGUCUCCGCUGCAGUGUCAGACGAGUCCGUGGCCGGGGACAGUGGUGUGUACGAGGCUUCUGUGCAGAGACUGGGCGCUUCAGAGGCCACGGCUUUCUUCGACAGCGAUGAAUCGGAAGCAGUGGGCACGGCUCGAGUUCAGAUGGCCCUGAAGUACGACGAGAAGAACAAGCAGUUUGCGAUCCUGGUCGUCCAGCUGAGUAACCUCUCUGCUCUCCUGCUGCAGCCAGACCAGAGAGUAAACAUCCGCGUGGCUAUCCUUCCUUGCUCCGAAAGCACCAUCUGCCUGUUCCGGACCCGGCCCCUGGACGCCGCAGACACGCUCGUGUUUAAUGAGGUGUUCUGGGUGUCCGUGUCCUAUCCGGCCCUUCACCAGAAGACCUUGAGAGUGGAUGUCUGCACCACAGACAGGAGCCAUCCAGAGGAAUGCCUGGGGGGUGCUCAGAUCAGCCUGGCUGAGGUCUGCCGGUCUGGAGAGAGAUCAACUCGCUGGUACAACCUCCUGAGCUACAAAUACUUGAAGAAACAAAGCCGAGAGCCUCAGGCAGUGGGAACCAGCGGACCUUCCCCAGACCCCAAAAGCACGGACGCUGUGUCUGCUCUGCUGGAACAGACGGCGGUGGAGCUGGAGAAGAGGCAGGAGGAGAGGAGCAGUACACGGACCCUGGAGGACAGCUGGCCGUAUGAUGAGGAGGCCAGCGAGCAGGAGGCAGUGCCAGCCGAAGAGGAGGAGGAGGAGGAGGAGGAUGUGUUCAUGGAGAAGACCUCACUGGAUGAGCACUCGGAGACUUUAAAGGUGGACAAAGAGACCAACACAGAGACCCCAACUCCCUCCCCCACUGUCGUGCGGCCCAAGGACCGGCGGAUGGUGGGCACCCCAUCAUCAGGGCCAUUUCUGCGAGGGAACACCAUCAUCCGCUCCAAGACCUUCUCCCCUGGACCCCAGAGCCAGUACGUCUGCCGGCUGAACCGGAGCGAUAGUGACAGCUCCACUCUGUCCAAAAAACCACCUUUCGUCCGAAACUCCCUGGAGCGCCGCAGCGUCCGGAUGAAACGGCCUUCCUCGGUCAGAUCCCUACGUGCCGAGCGUCUGAUCCGCACCUCACUGGACCUCGAACUGGACCUGCAGGCCACGCGGACAUGGCACAGCCAACUGACUCAGGAGAUCUCGGUGCUGAAGGAGCUCAAGGGGCAGCUGGAACAAGCCAAGAGCCACGGGGAGAAGGAGCUGCCGCAGGGGCUGCGGGAGGAUGAGCGCUUCCGCCUGCUGCUAAGGAUGCUGGAGAAGCGGAUGGACCGAGCCGAGCACAAGGGUGAGCUGCACACAGACAAAAUGAUGAGGGCGGCGGCCAAGGAUGUCCACAGGCUUCGAGGCCAAAGCUGUAAGGAGCCCCCAGAAGUGCAGUCUUUUAGGGAGAAGAUCGCCUUCUUCACCCGGCCUCGAGUGAACAUCCCAACCCUCUCUGCGGACGACGUCUGAUCGCCAGAAAAGUAUUCCCUUUGUCCCUGGUCCCUCGGUGAACACCCACCUGCCUGUGACUCGCGUUAUUGAUGUGCUGUUAGAUGAAGGGGCGGAGUCACCAGUCGAACGGUUGAUUUCUUUUUCUUUUUUUAGUCUGGGUCCGUUUGUUAUUACUGAAAAAACACACAAACAAAACCACAAACCAGCAUUAAAAUGACCAGAUUGUAUAGUUUGUAUAUUUAGGAAUGUAUUUUUGGGAAAGAAGAUUUAAAUGAGCUAAAGCAGUGUUCACUUGCUGCUCUUCUUAAAAUGGUUUAGGUUUGUUUUUUCUUUUCUUUGUACAGCUCUACCUUUUAGAGGUUUUACUGCAAUAAGUAUGUGUGGGGGGAGCUGUUCCUAAGCAGGCUGUCCUGCCAAUGCCACAGCUCAGCUGACCUUUUCCUGGUUAACACGUUUUGUACAAUAUCACAAAAGGAACGGGUAGGGACUCUCGGGGACUCGGAGGUGCUUCCAUGUUUGUGCUUGGCCGCCUGCCUCAGAGCAAGCAGGCCGGCAGCAGCGCAGGCCGAGCCCCGACCCGCACCCACGCCGGCCCGAUGCCCAGUGAAACCACGGCAGUGAGGGGAGGGCUGUGGAGAACUCCAAGCAGUUUUCAUCAAUAAAGUGGCCUUUCUGAAAGAG